Messenger RNA from Gambusia affinis (western mosquitofish), 8114 nucleotides. RefSeq names its product POF1B actin binding protein (gene pof1b). The transcript is spliced from 21 exons. Bases 3277 to 5220 code for a protein of 647 amino acids. Gene Ontology annotation, cellular component: adherens junction; actin filament; bicellular tight junction. Gene Ontology annotation, molecular function: actin filament binding. Gene Ontology annotation, biological process: bicellular tight junction assembly; epithelial cell morphogenesis; actin filament organization. Lineage: Eukaryota; Metazoa; Chordata; Actinopteri; Cyprinodontiformes; Poeciliidae. The record is from RefSeq and is a predicted model, not a curated record.
GCUGAAAGCUGCAUGUGUACCUGCGCUGCUGCUUCGGCGAGCUGUGCGGAGUGUUUGAUGGAGUGGACUGGGCAGAGGAGGAUUUCUCUUCUCUGGCCUCCAGGGUUUGGAUCUGCAGCUUCUACACAACAACACAGAGAUGAAUGAUGCCAUCGGCUUCGACAUUCCCUGGGUCUACUUUGUUUCCUUAGUCAUUUUCAGAUCAUUUUUCAUCAUCAACCUUGUAUUGGGUAUGUUGAGCGGCGAGUUCUCCAAAGAAAGAGAGAAGGCUGUUGCACGUGGAGAGCUGCAGAAAGCUCAGGAGAGCAAGCUGAUGGAGGAGGAUAUGAUUGGAUACAUGGACUGGCUUAUCGAAGCCGAGGAUGUGGACGAAGAAGGAAACAAACAUAAAGUGUUUAAAAUGUUUCUAUGGAAGAGGGCUGGUGCCACUAAAAAGAAAAAAAAAAAGAAUUCUGAAAAAGUGCAGGUUUACAAAUCAUAUGACAAGGAAGAAACAGCUAUAUGAUUAUUUUCACAUACUAACAAUAUAACUGACACAAACCUAAGAAUGUUUGAUUAUUUAUUUUGAUUUUGACAUAGAUUAACAACAAAAUAAAAAUUUUGAGAUUAAUUAAAUUAAGAAUUCUUAAGGAAAAAUAAAAGUCAGUUUAAAGUCUAUACUCUAUAAUAGAAGUGAAAAAAGUCAGAAUUUUUAUUUAAAAAAGGUAAUUUAGAGGAAAAAUAGUCCGAAUUAUGAGAAAAAGGUGCUUGUUUUGAGGAAAAAGUCAAAAUUCUGGGAUCAAAGUCAGAAUUUAAUAUUUUUUUUGGUGGCCCUAAUCUUCUUUUGUAGUUUUCCCACCAAACACACACCUUAUUGAAUUUCAGUGUCCCAUGAAAAAAAUCUUUUUUACAUUUCUGAAGGUGCUGCAAUUGCAAAGAAAAAGAUGAUGAAGAAAUUUGGUUGGUACAAACACAGCGAGGACGGAGGAGAGUCGGACUCUGACGAUGACAUUGCUUAUCUCGAUGAUGAUAGUGGCUUCUGUGCUUCACUCAUGGCAAAGAUGAUGGCUAACAGCUUCUGUGACCAGUUGUGCCAGCUGAACCACACGAUGAGAAAAAAACUGCCGCGUUGCAGUGAAGACCACUAACUUCUACUGGUUGGUGUUGCUGCUGGUGUUCCUCAACACGGUGGCCAGCGCCUCGGAGCAUUACGGACAGCCAAAAUGGCUCACAGAAAUGCAGGUUGGUAUUGGAAACACUGCUGCCUUGGAGCAAGAAGGUCUGGUGUUUGAAUCUCGACAUGGGGUCAGUCUGGAUAGAGUUCGCAUGUGCUCCCUGUGCGUAAAAGGGUUCUCGGUCCCGAUUAUUGCUCUGUCGCAGAACCAGCUGGCCUGGACAUGGCAAUAAAUGAAAACGAGAAAUUAAAAGAAGAAAUAAAAGCCCUAAUAAACCAGAUUGAAGAACUGAAAAUCCAAUCUACCUUUGGAUUACAAAGGUUCGCAGGGUCUGAUGAUGACAUCUGAUUUUACACAAGAGGUAUCCCUUGCAACCCAUUGAUGAACUGUUGCUGUUCCAGAUGUGCCUGGCUGCAGGUCUUAAGGAGAGAGACAUAGCAAACCAGUUUAAUAUUUACCCUUCUACAGUAAGCUGCAUUAUUUGUUCAUGGACCAAUUAUUUGUACACUCUUUUGGGUUCUCUAUGUAUCUGGAUUGAAACAGAGGACAUCCGAGCUCAGCUCCCUGAUGACUUCGAAGAUUUUCCUGAUAUUCAAGUAAUAGUAGAUUGUACUGAGCUCAAAUGUCAAACUCCUGCUUCUCCUCUCCUCCAAAGUGAGAUGUUCUUCAAAUACAAAUCUCACUGCACAAUGAAAGGUCUGAUCGGAAUAGCUCCCCAUGGUACAGUGACCUUUGUUUCUUCACUCUAUGAGGGGUCAAUAAGAGUGUUUAUGAGGUCAGGAUUGGCUAAUCUUCUUACUGAGGACAUGGCCAUAAUGGUAGAUAAAGGAUUCCUCAUCUCUGAGUGUGUGAAGUGCAAGGUAUACUGUCCACAUUUUCUCAGCAAAAAAAGGCAGAUGCCAGCUCCAAAUGUCCUCCAGACACAGAAAAUCGCACGUCUGUGAUUGCACAUUGAGCGGGUAAUUCGAAGAGUUAAAGAAAACAAACUCUUUAAUUCAAUUAUCCCUUUAUCUAUUGUUGGCACUAUUAAUGAACUUUUUGCAGUGGCUUGCCUGCAUGGGCUAAAUAAAGUGAACGAAUGUGUAGUUCACUUUAGGUGUUUCCCAACCCUUGUCCUAAAGGCACAUUGCCCUGAUUGCAGUUCAACAAAUGCCUGUUAUUCAUCAAAAUCAGAAAAUCAGCAAGCAGACGAUAAAUUGGAGAAACAACUAAAACAUUUAGUAACACUUUAUUUGACGGGUUGUGCAUAAGACUGACAUAACAUCUGUCAUAAACAUGAAGGAGUCUUUAUGAAUGUCUAUUAAUAUUGUCAUGAAGGGUCAUUUGGUAAAUAAUGACACUUUAAUACAAAGAUUAUCAGGAAGUUGCAUUGAAAGUCCAUCAAAAGUGCCAACUUUUUAUUGAAGUGUUACAAAAUAAUACAAAGUCGGAUUCCUUAUGAACCGGUGUUUGUCUCCACCUGGUGGCUGAAUCAGAUUAUGCAUAUUUGUUUUUCAUUUCCACUGAAAUUUGCAGCUUCUGUUUAUGGCUUUUAAAAUGAGUUCGUAAUUUUACCUUUGGGCUUGAAGGAAACAGCGUGAACUAAAGUAGCAUACAUGUAAGAGGAAAUGUGCCUAGCCAUUGUUGCAUGGUUUUUUAUUAGUUUUUUUUUUUUUUUUUUUUUUUCCUUUUAGUAAUGCGAAGGUAAAUGUAAUACUCUUCACAAAGAGUGUUUCAGGGCGUUGCCAAUAAUUAGGCCGACAUGCCUGAAGUUGUGUGCUGGGUUCCACAUCAAAAAUGUGUCUCUGAGCCCUCCCGCUUUCCCUACAAUUUGUAUUCAGAGCAGCAGAGCUCCUCCCUCAUGUUUCAGGUUAUCCUUAUCAAACAAGUCACUCCUCCAACCGGACUUUCCUACCCAGUCUUCCUAGCUGAGGAGGAAAUCAGUCGGUGGCGAAUCACCAGUUUGCAGACAGAGAAACCCCAAGGAGGAGCUCUUUAAUUGCGUGUUUUUUUGUUUUUGUUUUGUUGUUGUUUUGUUUUUCCUCACUUCGUGGACUCUCCCAAACUUUUUUUUUUUUUUUGCUGCAGCUUCGGUUGUUUUCCUUUCGGUCUGAACUGCUCUGCUCCAAUGUUUUGAGUCAACAUGUCUCACCACACGACCCAGAAGUUUCAAACGUACAAAACGAUGACUUCCGAGCCGGUUGUCCAGUCGACCCAGAAGUUUCACACUUACAAAACGGUGAAUUCCGAGCCGGUUGUCCAGUCGACCCAGAAGUUUCACACUUACAAAACGGUGACUUCCGAGCCGGUUCUCCACACGACGCAGAAGAUUCAAACGUACAAAACGAUGACAUCUGAGCCGGUGACCACGCAGGUGCUCUCGACCAGGUCGAUGUCACCGGCGUCUUCGCUCCCACAGGUCUCCCCGGUGUCUCCGGUUUCACCGGUUUCACCAAUACAGUUGUCUUCGGUCUCUAAUGUGACUACGCUGCCGGUUACCGCGAUGAACGGAUCCUACGGGACGAUGAGGUACCUGGUUCCGGUGCAGCAGGCCAUGCCCCAGCAGAACUAUAUGGUGAUGCAGCAACCCGUGAUGCAGCAGGCCGUGAUGCAGCAGGCCAUGUUGCAGCCCAUGGUGCAGUCGAUGAUGCAGCCGAUGUACCUGCAGACUUUGCCCCGUUUGAGCAACAGCAGCAACCAUGGGACUGAAAUUAUCUACCAGCAGCAGCAGCAGCAACAGAAUUUUAUUACUGAGACCGACGCUCAAAGCAGCCAUUCAGUGUUCAGCCAGGCGUCCAGUCCCAACAAGAGCGAAGCAAGCAUGCAGGAGGUGGAGGUGGAGGAGGAGGAGGAGGAGGAGGAGGAGGACGAUGUGAAAGUCGAAUUGGAAGUGGCCGAGGACGAGGAGGAAGAGGAUUACCAAGCUAGUUCUGCAGUGGUUGAAGAAGUGGAGAUUGUCAACAUCAUUCAGCAGAAAGCUCCGUCAAUGAAGCAGAAAUUCUCCGUAUCAGAGCAGAGAGAGACGCCGGAGCCAACGAAGCUGGACACGCGUUACUUUGGCGAACUGCUGGCAGAUGUCUACAGGAAGAACUGUGAUAUCCACUCCUACAUCUACGAUAACGUGUCCAAGAUCGGUGGACAGAAACACGCUCUGAAUCUGUCCAGUGACCUAAAGGGGGAGAAACAGGAGGUGGAGUCUCUGAUUCCGAAAGGAGCCAAUGAACUGACCAAGCAGCAGAUGCGCUACCUGCUGGAGACUCGUUUCACUGCAGAGAAGAGCAUGCGUCUGCUGCUCUCCACCUUCAGCAGCCUGAGAGAGGAGCUGAUGCAGAUGUCUGAGGACAUGCGGCAUCUGGAGAGCGAGAAGGAGUCUUUGGAAAGAGAUCUGGCUUUCAAAGCAGACCAGGCUCUGCAGUAUGAAUCCCUCAUAGAGAACGUCAGAGAGAGCAACAACAAGCUGCAGCUGUCCCUGAAGGAAGCCCAAGCGUCCCAGCGUUCCCUGGAGAGUCAGCUCUCCACUUGCCGAAGCAGCGACUCUGUCGGCAACUUCAAGAUCAAAGAGCUGGAGGGAAGAAUGAGAGGACUGGAGAAGGAGAACGAGAUGCUCAAACAGAAGCUGGCUGGACAGUCCAGCAACGACAGCCUGCACGUCAAAGCAGAGGCGCUGGCGCAGCACUACAAGCAGGAGCUGGAGACCCUGAAAACAGAAAGAGACAUGGAGAUGGAGAAACUGAAGUCUCAGAUAUCGAAGUUGCAGAUGCAGAUCACCACGACCACCACUACCACCAAAUCCUCAUCCGCAGAGAGCUCUCUCCAGCUGAAGAUCUCAGAGCUGCUGUCCAAGUUGGAGCAGCGGGAGAUCACCAUCAAGCAAAAAGAGGAGGAGAUCAGAAGACUGUUGAUGGAGAGAAAUGACAGCUCCAAGAACGUCACCAAGACAAUUAUCACCAAGAGGUACAGGAACCAGUACCCGAUCCUUGGUCUGCUUAGCGACGACUACCAGUCCACUUCACUUAAAGAGGCCAAAACCAUCGUCAUCGAGAGAACCGGAGAGAUGAUCAAACAGGAAAUCAUUACUACUCCUUAAAGACACACUGCUUCUCUCCGACAGGAAUGAUUGAACGUGGAGAAGACCCUGAUGUUACCCUUCCUCCCCUCUGUGCAUGCUCCUCCCCCUCCCCUCAGGCCUCCCAGGAUUGGUGGUGGUUGAAACCCCUCCCUUUCUCCCCCCUGGACCACUAAGAUCUGGUUCUGGGAUUCAGUCAAAUCCAGUUUGGAUGAGAUUAAAAUAGUUAGGCUUUCUUUGGCUUCUAUUAUGUUUUAUUUUCAACUUUUACCUCUGUAAAAGUUGCAUAAUGCCACUACAAAUAUCCGUUGACCCAGGUUUGGUUAAAAAAGCAUGAUGGCUGGGAACUGGGUGACAUUUGGUUUGUACGGAGCCCCCUAGGGCAGUGGUCCCCAACCACCGGGCCGCGGACCGGUACCGGUCCGUGGACCAAUUGGUACCGGGCCGCGCAAGAAAUAAUUAAAUAUGUCCGUUCUAUGUAUUGAGUAUGGAGGAGCUUUUAUUUUGAAAAUCGUACACCGGAUGCCGAGGUUUGAGUCAUGCGCCAGCUCACAACGCGCGCACCCAACCCCAUCCCCCCUUCCGGUUGGAUCUUCACAACGCACGCACGAACAGUUGCGCCUCAACAUCUUGCUCAUUCUGGUCAUACAGUUGAGUUAAGUAGAAAACCAAAGGGUCAACUCAGCUCACAGCUGUCUAAAAUGCAAAUGAACUUCUCACUAAGCCACCACUGCCGUGCUUUGCCCAGGGGACGAGGAAGUGGAUGCUUCGUUUUGAUUGCUUGCUGCAUGUAAAUAUUCACAUGUGUUUGUACGAUGAUGGGCAUGCUCAGUGAAUGUGUUGAUUGUGGAGCAUCCCAUCUUAAAUGUGGUUUUAAACGUAAAUGUUCUCAUGGGUGUUUUUCCUUUUGUUUUGUUCUGUGUGGUAGUUUAUUUUAACCCUGUUUUAUGUUGAGGUUUUUAUGCGAGUCGAAGGUGCAUGGGUCCUCAUGCAGCUUCGACGUGGUCCGUGUUUGUACAUCACUGUGGGGCCUGGGUGUGUAAUGUCCAGCAUCCAUGAGGGGGGGGAACGAGACCCCCAUGGAUGGGAACUAAUGAUGUGGGUGAACGUUGGGAUGUGUGGAAAUGGGGGCAUGAAUUUUUAUUUUUGGGGGUUUGGGGGGUGGGAUGGUGGAAGAAAGUAUUUUAAAGUACAAUAUUAUAUAAUCUGUAAACUAAUAUUUGCUGGUUUUCAUGAUGAUUUUAUGCGUUUUGUUUUUCUAAUUAAGCAUGUCAUAUUGAAGGCUUUGUGUCCACCAGGUGGCAGUCUCAUUCCUCUGCUGAUUUCUAAUGGCGUUAUGAAAUAUUACUGAAGCUGAUGCUGAAGGCAUAUUUUUUUUUCCAUCAAUAAGAAUUCACUUCUGAUUUUUUUUUUUCACGUUGUAUACAUAACAACGUGUCUAAACAAAACUUUCCACACAAUCAGUCCCAGCAUUAUAUCAAAACGUACAGGGAUCCUGUGAAACACGGGUUGUAAUCAUUGUUUUCUAUCUCAUCAUCUCCUGCUGUAUAAUUCUAUAAUAAAAUUAUAAUUAUAAACAUUGUAUAAAACAACAAAUCUUCUAAACUACAUUUAUUUUUAAAAUGUUCUAUUAACACCUAUAUUUUUCAGUCCUUGCAUUUUCACAGCUUUUCAUUUCUAAACACAGUGGGCACUUGAAAUACACAAAUUUUGUCAGACCUCUUAAUUUUGUUGUUUGCCAGGUUUUGUUUUGCAGAUACAUUUUCUAUACUAUAAGAAUUUUAAUAUAUUAUAUUUUUAUACCUCAUUAUGUGUCAGUUUUACCUAUUUUUAUUUGGUCUCUGCCAAAAAACUGUAAAUAGCUGUUGGUUGGAACAGAAUAACCUCAAAAGUUUUCUUGAGGAAUGAUAAAAAUAAUUCUACACUUGUGAAAUAGUUGAACAGUAAAUAAUACUAAUAACAGACAGAAAGCAAAUACCAUCAGAAAGUGUCUAUAUUUCUCAGAAGUCAAAGUUUAUUUAAUAUCAAUGAAAAAGAUAUAAUAAUAUAAUACUGAAAGAUUGUUACUGAAAUUAUCAAUGAUUAACUGAAUGGGACUAGAAAUUGAACAUUCAAUAUACAAAUAUAUAAACAGAAUAAAACCUAAGAAUCAGAAUCAUGGGAUUCUCAGAAACCUGAAGUAAAGACUUUAUUGCCAAUUUCUGAUUUUAAUAACUAACUUUAACCUGAAAUUGAAUAGGACUUUAGGAAAUGAAAUGUUUUCAGACCCACUUUGGAUUCACUCAACUUCUUGAGUCUCAAGAUAGAACCUGUGUGCCUCGGAAUCUGCUUUGACUAGACCAGUGGCCGGGUUGAUCUGGAAAAAAAUUUACAUGGGUAGAAAUCUUUAUAAAAAUACUUCAGGUAACAAAAGUUUCUUUAUUCCUGGUCUGAAUAAAUAUGGAAAAAAAUAAUCAAUUUGUCUUUCCAGACUACAUUUAUUAAUGCUUUUUGAAAUAUGGAAUCAUUACUUUUAAUUAAGUCAUGUAUGUUGAAAACAGACAUUCAAGUAUCAGAUUAUGUACUAAACCACUUACCUUUUCUACAAACAUUAUUAAAAGAAGACUUACCCAACGGACACAAAGCCUUUCAACAGAUUUGGACCUCAUGGGAAUCUAGUACUGAAUGUGCUAGCCAUGUUGGUGAACUAAUGUUAGGCUAGCAUUAAUGCCAGCCCUGAUUGGUGGAGAAAAUCUCAACAUAAUCAAAACUUUUACUUUCAAGUGGGUUAACAGAAAAGUCCACUUCCAUGUUAUACAGUAAUCUUUUAGAAGAUAAAAUCCUGCCUCUGAUUUUUUUUCUGCUUACUGUACGCUCAACUAAGCUAGCUGGACUUAGCUAAUAUGCUAACAGAGUACUUUUUUUUUUUUUUUUUU